Molecule: messenger RNA, 918 nt
Organism: Stylophora pistillata
Lineage: Eukaryota; Metazoa; Cnidaria; Anthozoa; Scleractinia; Pocilloporidae
Source: RefSeq, a predicted model, not a curated record
AGAUUACAAACAAUACCAGAGUAUGUUCGAAGCAUUUUUUGGAGGAAGACUUCUUGCCCACUGACAAUGCAGGACGUCACUGUUAAAGCAAGGUGCAUUUCCUCGCAUAUUUACAUGGAAGCCAAAUGCCAAAGUGAGGAGAAAAAUUAUUCAUGUUGAAAGGUCUUCGACUGAGACACAUGACAAUGUUGAUGUUGACAUGGAAGAAAACCAACAACCUGAGAUCAGCAGUGAAAGUAGUGAAAUAGAUGUUCUUAGAGAACAGUUGAAGGCCUUAGAGCUAGAGUUGAAAUCCGCCAAAGAUGAAUAUUCACAAUUCAAAAUCUGCGCACAAUUAGAAAUUCAGAAGGCAAACUUGGCUACAAAACAGGCAAGAGAUGAAAUAGAAAAACAAGAAGUUACUCUGAAAAUAUAUAAAUUUGGGGUACAAAGGUUUACUAGGGAUAGUAGUAGCAUUAAGUUUUAUACUGGGUUUCCUACUUAUGAGCACCUAAUUGCUUUCUAUGAAUUUUUCAAGCCAUCUGCUGAAAACAUGACAUACUGCUAUGCUUCAGGUGUACUAGAUAGCAGGCCAUCAUCACUGUCAAUGCUUUUGAUUGAUGAAUGCUGUAUGUGUCUUGUUCGUAUCAGACUUGGAUUAUUCCAGCAGGAUCUUGCUUUUUGCUUUAAUUUACACCCCUCAUCAGUAAGUCGAAAGCUCACCACUUGGAUCAACUACCUUUAUUUUUUGUUAGCUUCUCAGUCCAUUUGGCCAACCAGAGAGCAGAUAAAUAAUUCCAUGUCAGAUGAAUUUUUAAAACUCUAUCCCAACACAAGAGUUAUAAUUGAUUGUACAGAGUUGUAUGUACAAACACCAUCUUCUUUACUUUUACAAUGACAGCUCUACUCUGCUUACAAGAGUAAUACAACAUUAAAGGG